UUGGUUCAAAGUACUUUUGCUAAAUAUAUAAACAUACAAACGUAAUAAUGAAGUUGUCUGUUAAAAUACUUCUACCUACAGUUGGCUGUUUAGCUAUGGCUCAGUCAUUUCAAUGGGAAAGACAACCACAGUUUCCAGCAGCACCUGCAGAAAGUAAAUUCCCAUGGCCACAAAACGGACCUGUGCAACUUCCCCCACAAAAAACAUCAGAAGAACCUGUCCAAGUGCUUGCAAGACAACAUGCAUAUUUGAAAUCUAAAGAGACUUCUGAGGAAUCUUUUACUUGGAAGUUUCCAGAGGAUCCUGUCGAAGAAGCAAGUCCUCAGCGUUUUGAGACUAGGCCACCUUCUCACGCUUACAACGGCGUGAUGGUUCAGUGUGGGCCGAACUCCAUUCGUGUGGAAGUCAAGCAGGAUUUAUUUGGUAUCGGUCAACCCAUCAAAACAGAAGAUCUCAACCUUGGGGGGUGCAUGGCAACGGGAGAAGAUGCUAACUCCCGGGUUGUGAUUUUUGAGUCGGAGCUAAACAGAUGUGGCAGCGUUGUAACGAUUGCUGAGGAUACACUCGUCUACGUCUUCGUCCUCCAAUACAAACCAACUGCUCUUGGCAACACUCCGAUUGUACGGACGUCGGAAGUAUCAACUUCCGUGGGGUGCCACUACCGAUGGGAAGCUUUGAAUCCCAAUACAAUGCCCUUUACCACCACCAAGGCUGUAAGGGAGCCAUUGCAGUUCUCCCUAAAAAUCAUGCUUGAUGAUUGGAAAACGGAGAGACCAACCGCUGAGUACUUCUUGGGUGACAUAAUCAAACUAGAAGCUUCUGUCAGUCAGUUCCACCACGUUCCCCUCCGUGUGUUUGUGGACCGCUGUUCAACCGUUCUUCCAGACACCACUUCCUACACAAGCAAUGCCUUCAUUGAGUUCCAUGGGUGUUUGGAUGUCAAAGUGGCAGGCUUAAACUCCCGGUUCAUGCCUCGAACCCGAGAUGACAUCCUCCAGUUCCAAGUGGAAGCUUUAACCUCUUUAAAUAAAUUCAACUUGAUCUACGUCACCUGCAAGCUGAAAGCCACCAAAGCUUCUGCUCCUAUUGAUGCUUUGAAUAAGGCUUGCUCCUACUUUGAUGGGUGGUCGGAGUCCAGUGGAAUAAACAAGGCUUGUGGCUGCUGUAGCACAGAGUCUAAAUGUGGCCCAGAGGUGCAGCAUCUGCUUCAUGCACCAGGUGUGCAGUGGGAGCAGGAAGUAUCCCUUGGGCCAAUCAGCAUCAAGGACAGGUCCCUUAACAGAGGGAAAACCUGAAAUGUUGCCUGGUGGGGGAAAUGAAUAAAAAAUUACCCAUAAAUCCAUGCUUGGUCUUCAUUGAA
Messenger RNA from Osmerus eperlanus (European smelt), 1360 nucleotides. RefSeq names its product zona pellucida sperm-binding protein 3-like. The record is from RefSeq and is a predicted model, not a curated record. NCBI's taxonomy places the organism in Eukaryota, Metazoa, Chordata, Actinopteri, Osmeriformes, Osmeridae. The coding region runs from base 48 to 1295 and encodes 415 amino acids. The transcript has 8 exons.